Molecule: messenger RNA, 3111 nt
Organism: Cygnus atratus (black swan)
Lineage: Eukaryota; Metazoa; Chordata; Aves; Anseriformes; Anatidae
Gene: CEP126
Product: centrosomal protein 126
Biological process (GO): mitotic spindle organization; cytoplasmic microtubule organization; non-motile cilium assembly
Cellular component (GO): centrosome; ciliary base; midbody
Source: RefSeq, a predicted model, not a curated record
ACAAAAGCAGCUUUUCAGCUAGAAGAAGCUCUUGAACAAAUUAAAGGAUCCGUUUUAACAUCAGGAUUGUACUUGCCCAGCAGAAACAAAACGACCUUCAGAGCCACAGAUGACACUUCAUCCACAUCAGCAUCUAGAAACGGUUAUUCCCAUCAGGAGCAGAUUUCGGCAAUGGUUGGCUGCGAUAACACAAUGCAGGAGAGCAGUACAAGCAUGGAUAGUAACCAACUUCUAUUCCAGAAAAAUCUGAAAGAAAUGCAGCAACUCCUAGAAAAACAGCAUCUCAGCAACUUAGAGAAUUUUCAUCAAGAAGUUGAGAAAACAGACGAUUCAGAGAGUUUAUCAAGUCUUGACAGUCUUGAGGCUGGGGAACAAAAUGGAAAUUGCACACCACCAAGUGAAUCACCUUUGACUACGCAGUGUGACUGUGCCCAGUAUAAUCCUGGAAAAUCACAGACCAGGAGCAAUGAUUUGAUUUAUGCAACUGAAAAUACUUCUAAAAACAUACACCUAAAUAAUUGUCAGAGAAAUUUAGAUUCCCAAAACAGCCACAACAACUUACCUGUUCAUGAUCUUUUAGGUAAACAUAACGUUCUAAUUCUUGCUGAACAUGUAAACAGUUCAGGAGAGGAAUCAUCUGUUGCUCACAGAUCUGCAAAAAAAGCUGCAGAGUUCUUUACUUCUGGUAAUCAAGAAAGCUCUGUAAAUAAAGCAUUUACUUUUCUGCAAAAUAUAAAAGAAGAAAGAAGGAAUCCAUCUUCUGGAACGGGCAGCACAUUGACCACUGGUCAUCCUGUUUUCAGUCCUAGCAAAGCCUGGGCCAGCCCUGGUUCUAUUCCAGGAGAAAGAAUUCAGGAUCUGAUGCGAGAACAGAGCUUUAAAAUGACCCCACAAAACAGAAGUAAAUCUGUGCAAACCUUCAGUGAACCUAUUGCAACAUCUGGAAUCUUAUUUCCUAAUCAGAGGUGUUCCACUGGUGUUCCCAGCACAGCUGAUACGUUGCCAAAGGACAAAAACAUUAGUAAAGAUUGUUUUAAAAAUACUUUGGGAAAAGUGAUUGAAACAAAAGAAGAAAACAUUAGAUGUGUUGAUGACGUUGACCAAGGAUCAUCUUUAUUUCGGGAUGCCUCAGUUCUGUGCAAUGUUAAGCAACAGAAUAACAAGGAGGAAGAAAAGGCGAAUGCAGUUGAAACUAUGUCACUGGUGUCUGAUACAGAGUUCAGUUUUGGCAUUCCUGCACAGCACAAAACCCUGAAAAACAAUAUUUACAACAGAAAAAGAGCAAAACUAUUCAGAAGUAUCUUAAAGAAGGAAUCUAAAUAUGAACCCAGUCAUUUCAAAGCUGUGGUUAUGAACCAUGGGAUCAGUUUUGGAGCUCGAUCUGUGUCGUCUAUCAGAGACAGUUUGGAACUGGCAAAAAUGAAGAAGAAAAGUGCAGAAAAUGAAAAAAACAAUAGGAAACUAAGAUGGUGUGAUCAGAUUAACAAGAUAAUAACGGAAAAUGAUGAGAAACGCUAUGAAAAAAAUACCAGUGAAAUAUCUUCUGCACAGCUGCAAUGUCUUCAAACUGCAAGUGAUGCUCCUUGGACUAAUUUAAAUAUGGUUGUUCACUCUUCAAACACCACAUUCACAAGAAAUCACCAGGAAAAUUCUCAUAUAUCAAAACCAAAUGUUAAUUCUGGAACGUCAAAUAAAGAGUGCGUGUCUCUGAAUAUGUUUAUGUCUACUGGAUCCUCUUUUGCUAAAAAAGCUUGGGUGGUAUCAAAAGAUGAAGAAGGCAAACCCCCAGUAUGUAAUAACAAAUCUAAAAUUUACAGAGGUAAUCAACACAAAAAUAAGCCAAAAAUAACCAGAAGACCAAGACCCGUAAGAGCCCAGUCGGGUUUUAUGCUGAAGAACAGAAGAGGCACCCCGGUCUAUCCACAGUCAGCCACUGAAGCCAACACAAUUCCAGCAGCUCGAGGCAGGGUGCUGGUACCUUACCCACCACCUGCACCUACAAUGGGAAACACAAGUGGCAAAACCAUGGUCAGCCUGGGGUUUCAGCCACAGCCUUCCUCCAGUCUUCAAGCUGCCACUACAAAUGGUAAUUAUUUCAAUGAAAGGCAUGUUUUGUUAUCAGAUCAAACUUUAACUAGGAGAACUAGAGCACGCAGAGAGAGCAUUACCUGUAAUUCUGACUUGGACACACCUUGCUGCAGCACGUCCAGAUACGAACCUUUGGCAAAAAAAACUUGUUCUGUAAAUAGUGGUCAGACAAGUGCCUGUCAAGAUCAUUCAGUAACCUGCACUGAAAGAUCUGUUAAUGCAGAAAAUGGAUUACAUCUUGAUCAUAUCCCAACAGCUGAAAAAACAAGAAGUACAUGGAAAGGACUGCAUGCUGCCCUAGCUCCAAAGGACUCUGCUGCUGGUGCUAUUCAGCAUCAUGUGUCACAUUACAAUAAUUCACAUAUAACUAAAUGGCAACCUUUUAAAGCUCCUGUAUCCUGUAUAACUGCUGGUGAGAGCAGCCAGAAGACUAUUAUCAAGCCUUCUUCUAGGAUGAAUGAAUUGUUUUCUUUCUCUGCAAACAGUGUUGUUCCUGUUACACGACAAAAACAGAUUUUUGACAACUGUGAACAUAUACACAGAACUUUUUCAGAACAGAGAAGGCAAACUGUGGCAUCUAAAAAGACAUCUACUCAUCAUACACAGAAUUCGUUAUAUGCUGUCCAGCUGAGUCCUAUUCAAUCUGCAUUUGAUCCAGCACAAAGUAUGAAUAACACCUACAAGUCUGAAGAAGUUUCAGAAAGCACUGCUCAGUUUCUUAUGGCAGAAAAACUAGCAAGUACACCAGCUGCAGAAGAUGAAAUCCUGGCAGCUAUGGAAGGUGUGCAACCAGCAAGACAACCCUUUCUGCUUAACAGGGCUCCGUGUCUAGGCAUGAGUGCACUUUCAGUAGAAGAAGAGAAGAUUUUCCAGUCUCUUGAUCGUCUCAAUCAAAGGCUACAAAAUGUUCAAGAAGCCAUUACCAGAAACCCAUCUGCCUCAGGUGUUUUACAGAUAAUCACUCCUUUAGCUUUGAGAGUUUAUACCCGACUGCCUUAUCCUCUGGCUUCAGUUCCCUUUUGA